AACUAAUAUUUUUAGAAAAUCUUACUAUUCCUAAAAAUAUGCGAGUAACUUUAAAUGGAUUGGAGUUUUUAGUUAGAGAUUCAACUAUAAAUGAUAGAAGAGUAUUAAUGUUUAUAACUAUUGCUAAUAUAAUACAUUUAGCAUAA
Molecule: messenger RNA, 146 nt
Organism: Funneliformis mosseae
Lineage: Eukaryota; Fungi; Glomeromycota; Glomeromycetes; Glomerales; Glomeraceae
Source: the annotation of a GenBank genome assembly